AUGUCGAGGGACAGGACGCAGCUGAGGACCCGAGGCUUCUCCGUGAAGGCCACGAUGAAGAACUCCGUGGUGGAGGGUCCUCCGGCCGCGGGGGCUUUUCGGGAACGCCCGUCCAAACCAACCACCUUUCGCAAGUUCUACGAGCGUGGAGAGUUUCCAAUGGCACUGGAGCAUGAUGCCAAAGGAAACCACAUUGCAUGGAAGGUGGAGAUUGAAAAACUGGACUACCUUCACUACCUGCCACUGUUCUUUGACGGCUUGUGCGAGACGGCUCAUCCGUACGAGUUCUUCGCCCGCCAGGGAGUCCACGACAUGCUGGAGCACGGAGGCCCCAAGAUCCAGCCUGUCGUCCCCCAGCUCAUCAUCCCCAUCAAGAACGCCCUGAACACCAGGAACCGCCAGGUGAUCUGCACCACGCUCAAAGUCCUGCAGCAUCUGGUGAUGUCUGCAGACAUGGUGGGAGAGGCCCUGGUUCCGUACUACCGACAGAUCCUCCCCAUUCUCAACAUCUUCAAGAACGUGAACAUCAACUCCGGAGACGGUAUCGACUACAGCCAGCAGAAGAGAGAGAACAUCGGGGACCUGAUCCAGGAAACGCUGGAGGUGUUUGAGCGCUACGGAGGAGAGGACGCCUUCAUCAACAUCAAGUACAUGGUGCCCACCUACGAGUCCUGCAUGGUCAGCUGA
Messenger RNA from Limanda limanda (common dab), 687 nucleotides. RefSeq names its product PARK2 co-regulated (gene pacrg). The transcript has 5 exons. The record is from RefSeq and is a predicted model, not a curated record. Lineage: Eukaryota; Metazoa; Chordata; Actinopteri; Pleuronectiformes; Pleuronectidae. Gene Ontology annotation, cellular component: neuron projection; cytosol; vesicle. Gene Ontology annotation, molecular function: Hsp70 protein binding; Hsp90 protein binding. The coding region runs from base 1 to 687 and encodes 228 amino acids.